Messenger RNA from Oryzias latipes (Japanese medaka), 4491 nucleotides. It is a transcript of the gene vat1l, whose product is annotated as vesicle amine transport 1-like. Lineage: Eukaryota; Metazoa; Chordata; Actinopteri; Beloniformes; Adrianichthyidae. The record is from RefSeq and is a predicted model, not a curated record. Gene Ontology annotation, molecular function: oxidoreductase activity.
UAAUUAUCUGUAUUUGCUUCAAUGGGUCACUGAAGCCCAGUGCUGCAGUUUUAGGGGGAAGGCAGCCCAAAGAGAUUGUUAGUCUAUUCUAGGAGGAUAUCCAAACAUACUUACAGCCUCACUAAAACCAAUAUUUAUAAAGUAAUUCACAUGCAGUAAUAUGUACCAUUAUUGUUUCAAAUGGACACUUCCUGCUCUUCCUCCUUUAUUUUGGUAAAUUACACAUAUGUUACAUUGCUGACUAUGUCAAUAUCAGGAAUUUGGAAGUUUUUGCGCUUUUUACCUGAAGGUGGCGUACUUUCUACCCAAACAAGAAAAUGUUACUAAAAGGAUUAAAUAUUUCUCUCUAUUCUUUAAGUAGGCUAUUGAAUUUGGCUUGAGAGACUGUGACUUCUGCAGAAGGGGUGUUUCCUUUGAGUAUUUUUUAUUUAAAAAAAAUGUGUUGAGAUCGCGUCCUCCUCGACAGAAUAAUAAGCCCAGACUGAGUUUGCUUCGGGGGAAAGCAGCGCCUGUCUGCAGAGGAGCCUCACGCCACAUCACUGACUCCCCGAGAGGCAGAGCAGCUGGUCUCCGUCAUGGCUAAAGAAGGAGCGGACAUGACAGAGGAAACCGAGUGCAUGAUAGACAAAAACUCCGCCAAAGAUGCGGGGAACGUGCAAGCGCCCGGCGGUGGCAAAGAGAUGCGGGCGGUGAUGCUGGCAGGGUUUGGAGGUCUCAACAAACUCCGGGUGACCAAGAAGGCAAUGCCCGAGCCUCAGGAUGGAGAAGUAAAGAUCCGCGUCAAAGCCUGUGGCCUGAAUUUCCUGGAUUUGAUGGUACGUCAGGGGAAUAUUGAUAAUCCCCCCAAACCCCCUCUGGUUCCUGGAUUCGAGUGCUGUGGAAUAGUUGAGUCAGUGGGCGAAAAGACAAAGGGAUUUGAGAUAGGAGACAGAGUUAUGGCUUUUGUGAAUUAUAAUGCCUGGGCUGAGGUGGUUUGCACGCCGGUGGAUUUUGUCUACAAGAUGCCGGAUGAAAUGACUUUUCCGGAGGCAGCAGCUUUCUCCCUGAACUUUGUGGCCGCUUAUAUGAUGCUAUUUGAGGUUGCCAAUCUGCGAGAAGGGAUGUCAGUGUUGGUCCACUCGGCAGGAGGUGGAGUAGGUCAGGCUGUGGCUCAGCUGUGUGCCACUGUACCUAAAGUAAGUGUUUUUGGGAUCGCAUCUUGCUUCAAGCACUCAGCCAUCAAAGACUCUGUGACUCACCUUUUCGAUAGAAAUAUUGACUUUAUGCAAGAAGUCAAGAAGAUUUCUCCCGAUGGUGUUGAUAUUGUGCUGGACUGCCUGUCUGGAGAGAAUACUGGCAAAUGUCUGAGUCUGCUAAAACCACUGGGAACUUACAUUCUAUAUGGCGCAUCAAACACUGUAACUGGGGAAACAAAGAGUUUCUUCAGCUUUGCAAAAUCCUGGUGGCAGGUGGAGAAGGUGAAUCCAAUUAAACUUUAUGAGGAAAACAAAGUUAUUGCUGGAUUCUCGCUUCUCAACCUCCUCUUCAAACAAGGAAGAUGUAGUCUUGUGAAAAAGGUGAUGGACAAACUCCUGUGUCUUUAUACUCAGAAGAAGAUCAGGCCUGUAGUGGACUCACUGUGGGCUUUGGAGGAGGUAAAAGAGGCCAUGCAAAGAAUUCAUGACAGAGGAAAUAUUGGAAAACUCAUCCUGGAUGUGGAAAAGUCUCCCACUCCCCUGAUGGCCAGUGACAGCACUGAGACCAGUGAGGCAGGAGAAGAGGAAGAGGAACCAGAGGGAGAUAACGACAGCAAGGAGCGAAUGCCUUUCAUCCAUUAGAUUGAACAAACAUGCCUGAAAGACUCAGAGGACCACAGCCCCCCCACCCCUAAAAAGUGUGUGUAUUUGUCUGCAUGUGCUGCAUGCAUUAGUAGAUGUGCAGCACAAAUUAGUGCCUGUUUGUCUAUGUGCCUGUCAAAUGGUCGUUCAAGCAAAGGGUAGAGGAAGAGUAGCAACCUGUUUGUUGCUGAUAAAGUCCGUUAAAGAUUGAUUCUGAAGUCAGUUUUACAGUCUCUGCUGUACAAAGAUGCUGUGUGAAUAUGUUUGCAUUGUAGUGUUUACUGCAUUAGCAAAUAGUUUUCUUGGAGCAAUCCCAGAUGGAAAAGCAGAAAAUGCAUCAGAAGUUAUCCGUUUGCUAAUUUCCUGGUAAAAUGCACACAAGUUUUUGGAUGAAGCAAAUCAAAAUUCAGCUUUCAAAUCGCUCAAUUGGUAACAGUUUGAUAGUUGUAGCAAACAUUUGAAAAAGGUUGAGGAAACAGCUCCAGUGCCUUAAUGUGUCUUAGCAAAGGAAUCGCUCAGUCAUUGAUGUGCCAACUAGUAGCCGGAUGCAUAAAAGGUUUUCCAUGCUAAAGCCACAUGUAUAUUUUUUCAUGGACUUCUCUUAAAGUAUUCUAGAAGGAAGGACGUGUGGAUCGAUACACUUAAAGUUUUUGCAUGAAUCCGUUUUAGAUAUUUAUUACAUUAAAACAUAAUUUAAUUGUAGAUGCCAUAAAUACAUAUAGCUGCAUGUUAGAUGCUUGUUUUACUAAAAUAUCUAAGUUGAAGUGAAAUGAUCCAACUGUUCAUCUCUGUCUCUUUCACGAUCAUCCUCAAGCAAACUUUUUGUUCAGUGGCCUCAACUUUAAACCUUUUUUUCACUUAAGAAAUAAUGACACUUGUUUGUCUUCUGUUGAAAACCUUUUUACAACUGGAGGUCAGAUUGCUCUUGUUGCUUUAUUCCCCAUCCAGCCCCAUCAGCAGCUUUUGAGAAGUCGGUGGUCCCAAGGCCAUUAGACCAAAUAGACAGAAUUUCUUUUUUAAUUGACACUAAAUUGUUAUAAUUAUAUUACUAUGCCUUUUUAAUUGAAUUCACAUACCACUAGUAAAGGGGAACCUGUGUGUAGAAAUGUGCACAAAGUUUUUAGUUCCAGCUUCUAGCAAUUAUAAGAAAACCAGUGCCUUUAAAAAACAAAAGAAGUUACCGGUAAUACUACAAAUCCUGCCAGUGUAGAAUUUAUAUUAAAUGUACAACAAGGAUAUUUUUGAAUAAAACAUAUAAGCUAAUGUCCAAACAAAAACACAACAUAGAAUUUGGUUAAACUAUCUUUAAACUAGAAAUGACCCAUAAAACACAGAUACAGGAGAAAGUGCCAAACAGAUUUGUAUAGAUGGAGCCCAAUAUUUGAACAUUAUAUUAUAAAUUUACUGCACCAUAUUUUCUCAACAGUGAGGAGGCUGUUGCAAAACUACCCUGUGACACAACCUGUGUUUUAGCACUCUGUUGUAACAAGGAUCUUGUUUUUGGGUAAUUUCCUCUUUUGAUUCCACCUAAUGCAACCAAAUAACUGCACACUUUGCUCUUCAGCAUUACUAAAGCUACCAAACCGUACAUGUUUUAUUUAUGCUCUUUUCCCAAACUUAUAGUACCAGGUAUUUUAACAAUUUGAAACAAUAGAGAGCUCUACUGCUUUUUUCUAUGUCAAGUUGAAUAAAAACCUCUUCUAAACAACUAAAUGUCAUUUUAACACAGUCGCGGGAUGGAAAGAAGACCUGAAUGCAUUGAGACUGUAAACAAAAUGAAGACUUGCAGAGGCAGAUGGUAACUGCCUCUGAUAACUAAAAUCCAAACAGGUCACAGAGAAACAAGGAGGAUUUUUAGUCUCACAUUAAAACUGGAAAAUGAGGAAAUAAAAAACGGUGGUUUAUUUGUGAUUGAUUAUGCAGCUUACAGAUCAACAACAACCCCAGAUGCAUCACAUUGAUAUUCUGUAACACUAAAAUUAAUAUAGUGAGACAAAAUGCAUAACUACAGAUCAAAACUGAAAACUCAGAAAUCUACAAACUUGAAUACUUUACUUUUUAAAUUGAUUCUAGAAUUGUGUAGUUUAAGAAUGAACAAAAUAGCUUUUUUUCUCAGAACCUUCAAAAACAAAUGCCUUGAAUGCCUUCUUUCUCCAAAUUCAGGGUAUUCUGACCACUGUGAACUGCAGGAAAGACUCAGUUUAUAACCCCAAAGCUGAACCCCAAAUUUCCAUUUAAUAUUUUACUAUUUCCCUGGUUUGGCAUAGAUUGGAAAACCAUAGAUUAUUGCUAUUUGACACCGAAAAGAAAUGUAAAAAAUGUUUUGCGUUAUUUGCAAAAACUCAGACAUUUGAAAAUAAACUUCUAUUCAUGAAAGUUAGUAAAAAAGUAAAAAAGCUGAGACUGUGUUGCAGGUCAAAAUGAUAAAAUGACCUCGAUCUAGAUAUAACACUGACACACUUGAAGUUUAAUGCCUUUACCAUCACAACUGGUUUCUCCAGAGAGGAAGUUGAAUUUUCUGCGUGUGUGCUGUGUGUUCCCUUAUCAAGGACAGCGCUAAUGUGUGUGCAAACGUCUUUCAGUGUUCUCACCAAAUGUCUUUGCUGUGUAAUUUUUGUCACAGCUUUUGUUGUGUACUCUCUAUUUACUUUGAAUAAAAUGUAUCUGCAAAGUA